Messenger RNA from Seriola dumerili (greater amberjack), 1646 nucleotides. It is a transcript of the gene gabrr2a, whose product is annotated as gamma-aminobutyric acid receptor subunit rho-2-like. The coding region runs from base 31 to 1473 and encodes 480 amino acids. The transcript is spliced from 9 exons. Gene Ontology annotation, cellular component: neuron projection; GABA-A receptor complex; membrane. Gene Ontology annotation, molecular function: neurotransmitter receptor activity; GABA-A receptor activity; extracellular ligand-gated monoatomic ion channel activity. The record is from RefSeq and is a predicted model, not a curated record. Gene Ontology annotation, biological process: nervous system process; monoatomic ion transmembrane transport; chemical synaptic transmission. NCBI's taxonomy places the organism in Eukaryota, Metazoa, Chordata, Actinopteri, Carangiformes, Carangidae.
GGGACUCACCUGUGGAUUUGCGCCGUCACGAUGCCUUAUUUGACCAAACCUCUGAUUUUACUUCUGUGUCUGCUCGUUACCGGUGAAUGCCGUAAGCACGGCCACCGGGUGCGGAGAUGGACCGGUACCGUGGAGACCCAGAAGCAUGGCACCUCUUUGUCAAAGAAGCCUCCAGAUGUGACCAAGUCUCGCAAGAUGAAGACAGAGCAUCUGCUCAAAGUAGAUGAUCAUGACUUCACCAUGAGGCCGGCGUUUGGAGGUCCUGCAAUCCCUGUUGGAGUGGAUGUUCAGGUGGAGAGCUUGGACAGCAUCUCUGAAGUUGAUAUGGACUUCACCAUGACCCUGUACUUGAGGCACUACUGGAAGGACGAGCGUCUGUCGUUCACCAGCAGCACCAACAAGAGCAUGACGUUCGACGGUCGCCUGGUGAAGAAGAUCUGGGUCCCUGACGUCUUCUUCGUCCACUCCAAGAGGUCCUUUAUCCACGACACCACCACCGACAACAUCAUGCUGCGCGUCUUUCCUGAUGGGCACGUCCUCUACAGUCUGAGGGUGACAGUAACAGCAGCCUGUAACAUGGACUUCAGCCGCUUCCCUCUGGAUUCUCAGACCUGCUCACUGGAGCUGGAGAGCUACGCCUACACAGAUGAAGACCUGAUGCUGUACUGGAAGAGCGGCGACGAGUCCCUCAGCACUGACGACCGCAUCUCCUUAUCACAGUUCCUGAUCCAGAAGUUCCACACCACGUCUCGCCUGGCCUUCUACAGCAGCACAGGCUGGUACAAUCGUCUCUACAUCAACUUCACGUUGCGACGCCACAUCUUCUUUUUCUUGCUGCAGACGUACUUUCCUGCCACCCUCAUGGUGAUGCUUUCAUGGGUGUCGUUCUGGAUCGACCGCCGGGCUGUGCCGGCCAGAGUCUCCCUGGGCAUCACCACAGUGCUGACCAUGUCCACCAUCAUCACCGGUGUGAACGCGUCCAUGCCCAGGGUGUCCUACAUCAAGGCCGUGGACAUUUACCUCUGGGUCAGCUUUGUCUUUGUCUUCUUGUCUGUGUUGGAGUACGCUGCCGUCAACUACCUGUCCACCGUCCAGGACCGCCGAGAGCGCAAGAUGAGAGAAAGGGCACGGUCUCAGUCGCUGCCCUGCACCUGUGGUAUCUCCCAGACACGAACCAUGACCAUGUUGGACGGCACCUACAGCGAGGCAGACACCAACAGCCUGGCCGGCUACACUGAGGAGCCCAUGGUCCCCGAGGAGGAACACGAAGAGAUGCAUGAGGUUCCAGAGAAACCCGAACACAUGGUGGUCCACCUGUCAGUCAGCAGCGAGUCCACUACCACCAAGAAGAAGAAGAGCCUGCGUGCCCUCAACAUCAUCCAGAACACGCACGCCAUUGACAAAUACUCCCGGAUGAUCUUCCCUGGUUCGUACAUCUUCUUCAACCUUAUCUACUGGUCCGUCUACUGCUGAGAGACGCUCCUGAGUCAGGACUGAAGCAAGAGAGAUUAACACAGAGACAGUAUGAAUGCUGCGUCACUAUGGGAUAUUUCUGGACAAAUCAUAAGUCAUGUUGUACUGUACGUCUGGUGCUGGUAGAUCAUUAGGUUUAAGGCCUUGGACAGUAAAAGAGUCUGAAAAGAUGA